Fonsecaea multimorphosa CBS 102226 is the source of this 1119-nucleotide messenger RNA. RefSeq lists its product as uncharacterized. Bases 1 to 1119 code for a protein of 372 amino acids. NCBI's taxonomy places the organism in Eukaryota, Fungi, Ascomycota, Eurotiomycetes, Chaetothyriales, Herpotrichiellaceae. The record is from RefSeq and is a predicted model, not a curated record. The transcript is spliced from 2 exons.
AUGAAGUCAUUCGCUGCUUCGUUUUUCGGCCGCAGAGUCAACGUCCAACAGGCACAACGGGAAGGAAUGAACCUCUACGUCCGAUCUCUCAGGGAGCUCAACGAGAAUCUUUCUCGACCCGAGCGCUCGUCGGCUGGCCAAACCGUCCUCUCUAUAGCGAUCCUCACAAUGUGCGAAUAUCUCACUGCCACCACCGGGACUGGCUGGGUUCAGCAUAUGCUGGGGAUGACCGAAUUCUUCCGACUCCAAGGCUUUGAGAUUUUCAAAGAACCAUACAUCAUGUGGUCGUUCCAGAUUGAUCGAUAUUCCAUGAUUCUCGCCGCCAUCGCGGCCCGUUCUCAGACGUGUCUCGCCUCUGAAGAGUGGAAGACCAUUCCUUGGGAAAUUUCUGGAGUGAAAAAAGAUCCGGUAGGAUAUCUGGUCGACCUCGCUUCCGAGCUUCCUGCCUUGUAUGUGAAAUUCAAGCGUUACUUGAAAACAACGGAUGCAUACGCAAAGGCCGAACUGAACUUCAGUCUUGAGGCGGAUUUUGCUGACCUUCUUCAACGUAUGCGAGACUGGCACAACAAGUGGGAGCGUGAGGUUAAGCCUCAAGUUGAAGAGAUUCCGCUAUCACAAGCCGAGCAGCGAAAAUGUGGCUUUGCAACUACAUUAGUCUUCGACAAAUUAGCCGAAACUGGCUAUACAUUCGUCUUGUACAAUACCACGGUGAUUAUCCUUCUGGAGCUUUGGAAGACGCAUCGCAAGGCGCAGAUGACACUUUCCACCGGGACCAUCCCCGAGGGUGACGUCCGCCGGCUACCGGACAUUCCUGCUGAUGAAUUGACCGGCCAGCCCAACGAUGAACUCCCUGGAAUAUCCAGUUCCUCUCUGAUAUAUCAAGCGCGAAAAGCGGCUUUUGACAUCUGUCGAACAAUACCCCUUUUUAUUAUGCCAACGGGACCCUGGACCCACGGCGUCCAGAUGGUCAUCCCUAUCCGCAUGGCACUCAUUGUGUUUCGCCAAAAUGGUGGUAGUCCGCAAGCCGCUUGGCUGGAAGAGUGUAUGCAUCAGAUCGGCGGGAGGCAGCGAGGGUGGGAGAUUGGGAGAUACGCCAUGCAGGAAUAUGGAUAUUCAUGA